This is a messenger RNA of Nanorana parkeri, 1519 nucleotides long. RefSeq names its product intraflagellar transport 52 (gene IFT52). Bases 72 to 1421 code for a protein of 449 amino acids. Lineage: Eukaryota; Metazoa; Chordata; Amphibia; Anura; Dicroglossidae. The record is from RefSeq and is a predicted model, not a curated record. Gene Ontology annotation, biological process: intraciliary transport; cilium assembly. Gene Ontology annotation, cellular component: cilium; intraciliary transport particle B; centriole. The transcript is spliced from 14 exons.
CGGCGGGGCGCACAUCACGUGACUGAACUUGGUUGCUAGGCAAGAGCUGCCCCUGGUUACCAGCGCCCAUAAUGCAACGGGACAGCUCCGGGAGAAAGAUGGGGGUCAGCAAACAGGUUCCAUCUGAUAAUGAAAACAGAAACACCAUUUUAUUCAAUGUGUCGAAGAAUGAGGCCGGAGGCUACAAAUCUUUCCAGAAAAGACUGAGGAGCACUUGGAAAAUACAAAGUCUGAAAGAUGACAUUACUGCAGAGAAAAUGACGGGUGUGAAGCUCUGGAUCACCACAGGUCCCAGGGAGAAGUUCACAGCCGCAGAGUUUGAAGCUCUGAAGCAGUACAUGGAGAAAGGAGGUUGCAUUCUAGUGAUGCUGGGCGAAGGAGGAGAGUCCAAAUAUGACACCAAUGUGAACUUCUUGUUGGAGGAGUAUGGCAUCAUGGUGAACACAGAUUCUGUUGUACGGAAUGUUUACUACAAGUAUUUCCACCCUAAGGAGGCACUCAUCUCCAAUGGAGUGUUAAAUCGGGAAAUAAGCAGAGCGGCUGGGAAGAGUGUUCUUACAGUAAUGGAUGAUGAGAGUGGAGGCAACAAUACACAGGCCCUGACAUUUGUGUAUCCAUAUGGCGCUACACUUAACGUCAUGAAGCCAGCAGUGGCUGUUCUGUCCACAGGAUCAAUCUGCUUCCCACUAAACAGGCCCAUCAUGGCGUUCUACCAGUCAAAGGAACAUGGGGGUAAACUGGCCGUGAUGGGAUCCUGUCAUAUGUUCAAUGAUCAGUAUCUGGACAAAGAGGAAAAUGGAAAGAUUCUGGAUGUUCUCAUGCAGUGGCUCACUACUAAUGACAUCCAGCUAAACCAGAUUGAUGCUGAAGCCCCUGAGAUCUCAGAUUAUACCAUGCUGCCUGACAGCAACAAGUUAUCUCAGCGCUUGCGCGUCUGUCUGCAAGAAGGGGAUGAGAAUCCUCGGGAUUUCACGACACUGUUUGACAUGAGCAUCUACCAGCUGGACACCGCAUCUUUGUCCAAAGUCAUCAAAGCCUAUGAACAACUCAAUGUGAAGCAUGAGACUCUGCAGCUUAUUCAGCCACAGCUUGAGACUCCACUCCCUGCACUGCAGCCUGCAGUGUUUCCCCCAUCAUUUCGGGAGCUGCCUCCUCCAGCUUUGGACUUGUUCGACUUAGACGAGAAUUUCUCUUCUGAAAAAUCCCGUCUAGCGCAAAUUACCAACCGAUGCACAGACGACGACCUUGAGUUUUAUGUGCGGAAGUGUGGCGAUAUCUUGGGCGUAACUGGAAACCUACCAAAGGAGAAACAAGAUGCCAAACACAUUCUGGAACACAUUUUCUUCCAGGUUGUCGAAUUCAAGAAACUUAAUCAGGAACAUGACAUGGACACUAGUGAAACUGGCUUCCAGAGCAGCUGAGGCCCACCAUGUAACUCAUCUGACCAUGCUCCAAAUGAAGAGUCAUUUACAUAUUUAUUUUUUUAUUUCCUAUUGAUUGACUGUAAAUAUUUUUGUAA